UUUUCGUUCGUGGGAAAGAGACGUGUUUUAACUUUGCGUCAACAAAAUUAUCGUAAUAAAACCAGAUUUUGUAUAAAUUGACUUGGGGAUUACACGAGAAAUGAGAAACAAAAUACGUUUCUAUUGAAACUUUCGGGUUUUGUUGUUUUACAUGUUGUGAUAUUAAUUUUAUUAUUUUAUUUGUGCGUCUUUACAUUGGAAAAAUUGUAAACAAAGAAUUAGUGAAACAAAAACAAUGUGGUCUCAUUUACAACGUGGAAGUUCACCGGUGGACUGGUGUGAAUCUAAUUAUUCUAUAUCACCAGUAAUAGCCGAAUUUGUUAAUACCUUUAGCAAUGUCCUGUUCUUCCUGUUGCCUCCAGUUCUGAUUCAUCUUUUCCAAGAAUAUUCCAAGUUCUUCAACCCAGCUAUUAAUGUGCUAUGGAUACUGUUGAUGGUAGUAGGGAUCAGCUCUGCAUAUUUCCAUGCCACACUGAGUUUAGUAGGGCAGCUUAUGGAUGAAUUGGCUAUACUGUGGGUGUUCAUAGCAGCAUUUGCGAUGUUCCUGCCUAAGAGAUACUUUCCUACAUUUUUAGAUGGAAACAGACGUCGCCUGGCCAUCUACUCCGCCAUCACGUCGGUACUACUGACCGCGUUCCUAGUCAUGCAUCCGGCAGCUAACGCUUUUGCCUUGAUGACACUCGCUCUGCCGACUCUUGGAUUUAUGUAUGGAGAGUUGGUUAGAGUGAAAUGUUCGCGUGUAUACCGCCUAGGUGUGCGCUCUGUCGCCGUCAGUCUGUUGGCGAUAUUCUGCUGGGUGAUGGACCGCAUGUUCUGCGACGCGUGGCUCUCAAUCGACUUCCCCUACAUGCAUGGAGUAUGGCACGUCCUCAUCUUCAUCGCAAGCUACACUGCCCUCGUGCUGUUCGCGUAUUUCAACGCCACAGAGGAGAGUCCCGAACAAAAACCUCAGCUAAAGUACUGGCCAGUCAACGAAUUCGAACUAGGCAUACCAUAUGUAACCAUGAAACAUCCCUUCAAGACAGACAAAAAUCUAGCAAUCUAGUCAUUUUAGCACUAGUUCUCAUUGGGGCUGGAUCUAAUAUUGGCAGUUGUCGAAGGCUGAUUUAUGUUUGAUUUCCACUUUGGAUGGUCGAUGCACUUAUCAUGUACCUAUGUUUUAUUUAUCAGUUGAUAAAAUUGGUGUACCUAUGUAGUUGUACAUAGAUAAUGUGUAGGCACAUAUCUAUAAAAAUGGUCUUUUAAAUUGCGCCAAAAAUAUAUUUUUUCUAUUUUUAUGAUGACAAUGAAAUGUUUAUGAAGUAAUAAUUUGAAAUUGUUACGAUGUUUCUACGCGUGAAGUAAAUUGCGUUCCGUAAUGGGCUCGAGUAGAUAACAUUUAGUCAUGUAGAUACUUUGAAAUCUAUAUUAACCUGAUUCAAAAUCUACUUAUUUCUAUGAAUGCUAACUGACCUGCUAUUUUUAAUGCGCUGUGAUGCGUAUGUUUAAUUAUUUAUCACUUUAUAUUUUAUAAAAAAAAUAUUCAUUAUUAGUUUUUUAAAUUUAUUUUUUUACUAUGUUAAUAUGUACCUAGUUUAUAGAAUUUUAUUUAUUUUUACUUUUUUAUUAUAAUGGAAAAUAUUAAUAUGGCUUGAGUUCCAUAUUUUUGUAUAAAAAAAAGAUUUUAUUUUAUAUAUGAUAUAUAAAAAAAGAUUUUAUUAUGUCAUGAACAGAGAAUGUUUGGAUAGCACCAUGGUAAACAGUUUUCAGAGUAGUAGUACCUAUUAUUACAUAUUUACUUAAAACAAUGUGAUGUCAAAUAUAUCUGAGAUAUUAUUGUAGGAUAGAUUAAGUGUGUAGCUACUUAUUUUGUAUACAGUUAGAAUAUAAAUUUUACCGUGGGUAGUACAAAAUAAUACAAGUAAUUGAUGAUUGAAUGUAUCUAGCUUUUUCUUUCAAUAGUUUGUGUGGAACACAGCUUGUAUUAGAAACCUGUCUAAAAAUUAGAUGUCCAUACAUAUUGCUACAGUAUGUUUUGCUGAAAAAUGCUGCCUGUGUUUACUUACAGGGGGCCAUUGUAGCUUGAUGGCUCCUCACUGAUGCUCAUUAUUUUAUCAGACAUGGACAAUAUUUAUUCUAUGACUAGCUGUUAUGCCUAAAUCUAAAUCUUGUGCACAGCCACAAUUAAUAUUUAAAAUUGUCGUGUGCAACACAUUUAAUUAAAGUAUUAUUAGGUGUCAAGAGUAAUUUUAUUGGUGUAAUACUAGAAUUAUAUAAAAGUAUGACAUUAUUUGUUGUCUUGUGAAUGAAUGUAAACUUUAUUAACAUGUAAUUUGAAUCCAAAUUUUCAGUUAUUAAUAUUUGGAUUAUUAGUCCAUAAGUCAGACAGCAAUUCGAUGAGAAACUAAUGAUUUGAUCAUUCUAUAAUAACAAAAUUCAUUAAAAAUAUUUAAAUAUCAGAUAUGCUUGAUAAAGUUCUAUUGGAGUAUUGUUAACAAAUACAUGUGAAGUAAAAUAUUAAAAAAAAACUUAAUUUGGGAGUUCUAUAGUGUGUUAGGGCUGGUAUUAAUUUAGAACAAGCUGUUCCCAUUUUUAUGACAAGUGAUAUAGAAGUCUGAUAAAUGUCUAUGUGUUGACCAGUGUAAUGACAGUUAACUUGUUUGACAUAAAAAGACAAAUUGUUUUGUAAAACGUUUAGUAGCUAAGUACUAGUUUUACCAUGUGAUUUAGAAAAAUGUGAUGAUGGAAUAUAAUAAAUUAAAAGUUUUA
Molecule: messenger RNA, 2748 nt
Organism: Spodoptera frugiperda (fall armyworm)
Lineage: Eukaryota; Metazoa; Arthropoda; Insecta; Lepidoptera; Noctuidae
Gene: bwa
Product: alkaline ceramidase
Exons: 5
Coding region: 236-1045 (269 amino acids)
Biological process (GO): ceramide metabolic process
Cellular component (GO): membrane
Molecular function (GO): hydrolase activity, acting on carbon-nitrogen (but not peptide) bonds, in linear amides
Source: RefSeq, a predicted model, not a curated record